CUCCAUGCAAGAAAAAUAAAAAACGGGAUUUUUACGAAAUAUUUGAGCAGCCGUGAACAGAAUCGUUGUAUUUGUCACCAGCUGAAUAUAUCAAUAAGGUUUCAGCAAAAGCUUUUGGCUUUUUAUUUAUUUUUCCAUCGAUCAAUGAGGUUUACUUGCUGUCAUACUACUCGUGUGUACACCUGCAUGGAGCUAAUUUUGAAAGAUAGAGGAGACUGGUGCCGAGCUCAACACUGCUGACUAUAUUUACAAAAUUGCAAGACGUGUGUUCUGGCUAGAUUAACUAGUCCGUUCUCAGAAGAAAUAUUGGAUGAGUUAAAUUGUCUACAACUUAAUGACGUAUCACUACAAAUUGGAACAGACAGUUGGUUUAAAUAUCUCUGUUUAGUCGCCUCAGUUACAUGAGGAAGCCCUGCAUCAGUAUUUAUAUUUGGAUUGCUCAACCAGAACUAUAAUCCCAACGACGCAGCAAUAUUAUGAAAAUGCCACCCAGCAAUCACUUGCUUCCAAAUUUCGGCCACUGCUUGGUGGAGUAUAAAAACAUGCGCUUCUUGAUAAUGGAUCGUCCUUCUAAAGCAAACAUCGGACAGUUUGUUCAGGAGUUGAAAAAAUGUGAAGUAUGUGACGUAAUUAGAGUAUGCGAGCCAACCUACAACAGUGAGUUGUUGACAAAAGAAGGAAUCAAUGUCGUGGAUUGGCAAUUUGAUGAUGGAGCUGCUCCCCCGAAAGUUGUUGUUCAGUCGUGGUUAGAAUUUUUAAAAUCAAGAUUUCAAGAAAACCCAGGGGCUACGAUAGCCAUCCACUGCGUGGCUGGUCUGGGUCGCGCGCCAGUGUUGGUGGCGUUGGCGCUAAUUGAGAGUGGUAUGAAAUACGAAGACGCUGUUGAUUAUAUCCGGCGUAGGCGGCGGGGCGCGAUCAACAGUAAGCAGUUGGAAUAUUUAGAGAAGUACAAACCCAUGAAACUGUUGAAGGGGAAAGACAAAGAAAAGGGCUGUUGUAUCCAAUAACAUUUUAAAUUUAAAUAUAUUAUUUUUUCUUUUUUAACAAUUAUAAUCUUGGAUGUUCACAUGAUAUUCGUAUUUAGUUGAUAUUUAUUUUGAAAUUAGUUCAUCAGUAUUAAAAGUUAUGUAUUUUUCAUAGCAGCUUGCUCUGGUGGUUUUUUGAAACGUACUUAUUAUUUCCUUUAAUUUGAAUGUAUUUUAAAAUUUAGCUUUUUUUUUUUAAUUAUGAUUUUUUAAAUAUUACUUUUUUCAUUAAAAGGAAAUAUGGUUUUGAACAGA
Messenger RNA from Hydractinia symbiolongicarpus, 1280 nucleotides. Its product is annotated as protein tyrosine phosphatase type IVA 2-like. Gene Ontology annotation, cellular component: nucleus. The record is from RefSeq and is a predicted model, not a curated record. The transcript is spliced from 4 exons. Gene Ontology annotation, biological process: protein dephosphorylation. The coding region runs from base 477 to 1007 and encodes 176 amino acids. Gene Ontology annotation, molecular function: protein tyrosine phosphatase activity. Lineage: Eukaryota; Metazoa; Cnidaria; Hydrozoa; Anthoathecata; Hydractiniidae.